UAGACCGACAAAUCAACGCACCUCUUUACUUUCUCUCAAAAUUUUAAAAGGAAAAAAAUUAAAAAAAUUAAAAAAAAAGGAAAAAUGAGAUUUCAUUUCUCUCCAAAAACACCGCUCCUCUCACUCUCUUCUUCCUCUAUCACUUCCCUUUGCCUCCGUCCUUUCCUUCCUUCUGCCCCUAAAUCCCAUUUUUACCCUUCCCUCGCAUGCCACGUGUCUACCGGCGGCAACCUUCGCAUGGACUCGACUUCACCGGAUCCCUCCUCUUCCUCCUCCGUCUCCGUUGACUCCGUCGCCGACGGUUUGAAAAACCAAAGCUUCAGAGAACAUGAUAUCAGUAAGAAUAAUAAUAAUAUGAACAAUGAAAAUAAGAAGAAUAAUGGAAAAUUGAGCCUUGAAGAUCUUAAUUGGGACCAUUCAUUCGUUAGAGAACUGCCUGGUGACCCUAGAAACGAUUCAAUUCCACGUCAGGUUUUCCAUGCAUGUUAUACAAAAGUUUUGCCAUCAGCUGAAGUAGAGAAUCCUAAGCUUGUUGCCUGGUCAGAUUCAGUGGCUGAUUUGCUUGAUUUGGAUCCUAAAGAAUUUGGAAGACCAGAUUUUCCCCUUAAAUUUUCUGGGGCUUCUCCCUUGGCAGGAGCGGUGCCAUAUGCUCAAUGCUAUGGAGGACAUCAGUUUGGCACAUGGGCUGGUCAACUGGGUGACGGCCGUGCCAUUACUCUUGGGGAGAUUAUGAAUUCGAAAUUAGAAAGGUGGGAACUGCAGCUUAAAGGAGCUGGGAAGACGCCAUACAGUCGAUUUGCAGAUGGGCUUGCAGUUUUACGGAGUAGCAUACGUGAAUUUCUUUGCAGUGAAGCAAUGCAUUUUCUAGGAAUUCCAACUACUCGCGCUCUUUGUCUUGUGACUACAGGAAAAUUUGUAACUCGGGACAUGUUUUAUGAUGGCAAUCCGAAGGAUGAGCCUGGUGCAGUUGUCUGUAGAGUUUCCCAGUCCUUUCUGCGGUUUGGGUCAUACCAAAUACAUGCUUCAAGGGGAGGAGAGGACCUUGGUAUUGUACGUUCGUUGGCAGACUAUGCCAUCAGACAUCAUUUCCCUCACAUUGAGAACAUGAGCAAAAGUGAGAGCUUGUCUUUUAGCACUGGUGACAAUGAUCAAUCAGUUGUGGAUUUGACUUCAAACAAGUAUGCAGCAUGGACAGUGGAGAUUGCUGAGCGUACUGCCUCUUUGGUUGCUAGAUGGCAGGGAGUUGGCUUUACUCAUGGUGUGCUGAACACGGACAACAUGAGUAUUUUAGGGCUCACCAUUGAUUAUGGUCCUUUUGGAUUUUUGGAUGCUUUUGAUCCAAGUUACACACCAAAUGUUACAGAUCUUCCAGGGAGAAGAUACUGUUUUGCAAAUCAGCCUGAUAUUGGCUUAUGGAAUAUUGCACAAUUUGCCUCAACUUUGAUGACUGCUAACUUGAUAAGUGAUCAAGAAGCAAAUUAUGCGAUGGAAAGGUAUGGGACAAAAUUUAUGGACGAUUAUCAAGCAAUACUGAGCCAAAAGCUUGGCCUCCAAAAAUACAAUAAACAGCUUGUCAAUAAACUUCUUAGUAAUUUGGCUGUUGAUAAAGUGGAUUACACGAACUUCUUUCGGGCACUUUCCAAUAUCAAAGCAGAUCCUAGCAUUCCAGGUGAUGAGUUGUUGGUGCCAUUGAAAGCUGUUCUGCUAGACAUGGGCAAGGAACGCAAGGAGGCGUGGACUAGUUGGGUACAAUCCUACAUUCAAGAGCUUGUUGCGAGUGGCGUCUCAGAUGAGGAGAGGAAAGCUUCAAUGAACUCAGUUAACCCUAAAUAUGUUCUCAGGAACUACUUAUGUCAGAGCGCUAUCGAUGCAGCUGAAAUGGGUGACUUGGAAGAAGUCCGAAGGCUCCUUAAAGUAAUGGAGCGACCAUAUGAUGAACAACCGGGAAUGGAAAAAUAUGCUCGUUUGCCUCCAGCAUGGGCUUAUCGGCCUGGUGUGUGCAUGCUAUCCUGUUCGUCAUGAGUUUAUCACUUGAGAAUUACUCAUAAAUCCUCUUCAAUUCAUAAAUAGGAGGAUUAAAUGUGUUUGAGCGUGAUCAAACCCAUAUACUUCUACACUAGCAACAAUGCUGAUGCCAGCUAGGCUAAGACUCACUCGGCAAUCUUACUAGUGUAGUAAGCAUCAAAUUUAUGCUGCUUUUGAGUUUAUGUGAUUUUCUAAGGUGUUUGAUAUGUUUGUCCGAUGUAUAUCCGGAGAUAUGCAUAAUUGUAUAGUAGAUGUGAUCUUAAUACAUAAAAACAUAAAAAAGAUGGAUAUGCUUAUUGGAUAUAUAUAUAUAUGUAUGUAAUGUAAUGUAUCCGGUAUUCAUAUAUGAAUUUCAAUGAAGAGGUGGCCCAAAUUAGAUUAGAA
Messenger RNA from Gossypium arboreum, 2409 nucleotides. RefSeq lists its product as uncharacterized. The record is from RefSeq and is a predicted model, not a curated record. Bases 85 to 2022 code for a protein of 645 amino acids. Lineage: Eukaryota; Viridiplantae; Streptophyta; Magnoliopsida; Malvales; Malvaceae. The transcript has 9 exons.